GUCUUUUUUCCCUUAUAAUAUAAAAACAGAGGGAACAUUUGAAGUUAAUGUGCAUUCUGUCUUUCUCUCUCUCCACCGGGGAGGUCCUGUGGAGAGGCAGGGAAGCUGAAGGGUUAAUUCGGGGCUGGGGAAACCUGAUGCUAAUUAAGCUUUGGAAUUCCUCAUCCCGACCGAGCAGCAGCUCAGAGGCUCCGGAGGCAGCAGCAGAGAUGUCCGAUGGGUUGAUUCCUCACUGACACUCAGGAAAGUCAGUCUCACCGAACCUGCAGCUGAAGGUAAAGACGGAUUUGUCUCAUGCAAACAUGGUUUUACUAACAUCGGUGCUGCUGCUCUCCUGGGUUUCGCUGCACAACACCGCGCAGGCUGCAGCAGACUUCUGCCGGGGGACGCACUGCUCCGGCGGGGACAGGAGCGACCCGAGACCGUGCACUGGAGAGCACUGUCCGGGGGGCAGAUCCUCCAGGCAGCUGCGGCAGUACAACCCCACCACGCAGGGGAGAGCGGCGCAGAUAGUGGCCGGCCAGCACCACGCGUACCCGGGCUCUCCGAGAGCCGUGGCGCAAGCUUACCCGGCCGCGCAGCCUCUCCGCGGGCGACACGGAGACACCAGCGGCGGCGGAGGAGGAGGAGGAGGAGGAGGAGGCGGUGGCGCACGGAUGAAGGCGCCCGAGGUCCUGCCUCGACCUGCAGGGUGCACGGAACCGGGAUGCGUCGUUGCUGUGAAGCAAUUUCAACCCACAAAUGACACCCGAGACUGCAGAGGGAUCGAGUGCAGACUGCCACCGAGGAUCCGGCCCAAACCUCGGACCAAGUCCUGUGUGGGUGAGGGCUGUGUGGCCGGUUCAGAGGAGAGCGUCUCCUCCUCCUCCUCCUCCUCCUCCAGCCAGCGACCUCCCGUGCAUCUGUCCGACAGAGCCGCGCAGUUUAUGGGAGAUUUCCCGGAGUUUGGAUAUUCUUCCUCGGAACUUGGCGGCGCGCCCCUGGGUGUCCAGCUCACAUGUGACAUCAAGCCAGGUGAGAAUGAAGUUCCCUCCGAGGACGCCCUCAUCCUGCACCUCCAGCUGGCCAAGGGGCAGGAGAAGCUGGUGGAGGCCCUGCGCGCCCAGCAGAUGGUCAUCCGCGACCUGCAGCAGAAGCUCGUCGACCAACAGGACGCCCUCCUGUCCCAGCAGCGCGAAAUCCUGGACCAGCAGCGGGGCAUGUACGAGCAGAUGGACGUGGUGAAGGCCCAGUACGGCCUCCUCUCAGACACCGUCAAGCAGGUCUCCUUCCAGGGCCUGCAGGGCGAGCUGCAGAGCUACUUUGAGAGCCACUUGGCCGGUCUGCAGAGCCAGGCCCGCAGCCACCUGCAGAAGUCCUACGCCGUCCACAAAAUGGACGUGGACACAAAGGUGAUGGACGUGGUCGGGGAGGCGAAUUAUCCUCAACCUCUGCUGGGCUGUCCCUCACCCUGCAGCCCAGACGAGUUCUGUGAUUUUCAGAAGGACCCGCCUCAGUGUGAGAAGUGCACCAUGUGUCCGCCUGGCUUCUUCCUCAUCUCGCAGUGCUCGUCCACCGCAGACCGCAUGUGCCAGGACAGGGACGAAUGCCUUGAACUACCAAACAUUUGUGGGGAGCGAGUGAAGUGCCUGAACACCCCAGGAGGCUUCAGGUGUCUGGGGGUGUCUGAGAGGGAAGUGGAGAUGGGCGUGUGCGGCCACGACUACUUCUUCAACCCGGAGCUGCAGGAGUGCCAGGCCUGUUCGGACUGUGACGGAGAGGCUGUCUCCGUCCCGUGCACGGCCGUCAGCGACACUGUGUGCAGCCAGAGUUCAGAGAGCCGACUCUCUCAGUCCUGGGCGGCGAACGUGGUGGUCCCGUCCGCGAGGGCGUCCGGCACCAACAUCUUCCAGGGGCUUCAGCUGAACAUCCGAGGGAAGGAGAGCAGCGACUUGCUGUCCAACGAGGGCGGGCAGGUGAGGUUCCUGCAGCACGGCCUGGUGUGGCUGGACCAUAACUUUGCAUUAAAGCACAGCUGCAGGAACUUCCUCCAGGUGGGGAUGAGGCUGAACGACAGCCAGGAGGAGGAGGGUCGGGAUCUGAGCGGCGUUCGCAUCGAACAGCCCGAUGGGAAGUACUUCCAGGGGGUUAGCGUCAGCAGCGGAGUGGAGGUGGAGCCUAAUCACACCUUCACCCUCCUGCUGAAGAGUCCGAAUCAACACUGCAACCAGAGCAAAGAUCUCCACGUGUACGACGUCACCGCUCCGUCUUUGAGUCUCCUCUGGUUGUCUCAUGAUACCGGCGCCGUGGCCAUGACGGCUCAGAUGUCCCUGUUGGUCCACUACCAGACCAGCUACCGCCCCACGUUCCGUUUGACCUCGGUGUCUGACCCGUACAUGAUCAGCCUGACCCACGACAGCCGGGGGGUGCGCUUCACGGAGAGCGGCGUGGUGAAGUUCGUCCUCCAGCAGGCGCUGUACUCCAUGGGCCACACCUGCAUUCGAGAGGGCUUCUCCCUGAUUGCCUACACUAACCGUAACGGGACGGGUGUGGAGGCGACGCAGGCCUUCAAGACGGGCGUCAACUACCGGGACACCUCCAUCACCCUCUCUGGCGCGAUGAGCGUGGACAGCGGAGACACACUCAGCUUCGAGAUCACGUCGCCCUCCCAGUGCAACAUCCGCUAUUUCGGGGACAGCACCGGGAUCAGCAUGCUGAGCCUCAUCUGGAUUCCUUCGGCUGUGUCGUCGGCUUUGACCGCUACCGUGUCCAGGACCGGCCUCCCCACCGGAGCGGUGAGGAACAAGCCGCUGUCGUUCCAGCAGAUCAGCUCGGACACGCCGCAGGUUCACUUGGCCCGUUCGGGCGAGCCGAGCAGCCGGAAGAACUUUAUAUUCCACGAGAAAGGGACGGCGAACGUGGCCAUCAACCUGAAGCUGAUCCACUCGUGUAACAUUGUAAAACUCACGCUGCAGAAGGUGGCAGGUAAGAGUGGGCAGGCGGGUCCUGUGGCUCAGCAGGUGUCCGGGUACAUGCCUGAGGGCAGCAUGUGGGCCAGCAUCGGGCUCAGGGCCUCGUUCCAGGUGCAGAACGGCACAGCGGUGUACGUGACGCUGGACUGCAUCCGAGGACGUGUCAACCAGAUCACACAGGAGGGAGGCACUAACAUCUCAAUCCUCUGGGUGGCGCUGUGACGCCCCCCCGGAGCCUGAACGUCACUAAAACAGUUUGUGAGAAGACAGACGGACACUUUUGCACAGUUUUGAAUCGCAGAGCAGAUUCAACAAUUUACCAAAUCCAGGAAAAAUGCUGGUCGAUGAAAAACGUAUUCCACAUAUUUUGUCAUUUUAUUGUUUUAAAUGUGUUUCAUCACUUUUUUAGAUUUUUAUGGUGUAACAUUUUUCGUGUUUGAUUUUAAACAAGUACUGAUUUGCUUGAAGUACUUCGGCUGGUUGAGCAGUGACCAAUUCUUAAUUGAAGUGUGUGUGUGUGUUGUAUGUGUGCGUGUACAUCUGUGUGCACUGGUGCUUGUAUAAAGAGUGUGUGUAUGUGUGUGUGUGUGACACAUUUGCAUGCCUACUUUUGCAUAUGUGUGAGUCUUUUGAUAUGUAUAUUCCUCCAUCUCUGCAUAUAUGUAACAUACAAACUGUAUGUAACAAACCUUUUUGUAUUUUAUCAUUAGACCUAUAAAAGCAGUAGUUUGGUAUCUUGGGAAAUAUGGUUAUUCAUUUCGUGGACGAGAGUAAACAUGUAAAAUGUGUAAUUAACAGCAAGUCUAUCUCAGAGGAUCGAUACCACACUCAAUCGCCAGUUAGCUUAGCUUAGCAUAAACACAGGCAGCAGGGAAACAGCUAAGGCAGCAAUAAUAUGCAUUAUUUGACAUAUUUCACUUGUUUAAUUUGGACAAAUUCUGUGAAAUGGCAUUUUUGACAAGUGUUUUGACAUUUGAACAGAUGUUUAUGUGACGACUGGUUGUUUGGCUGAGACCAGUAACUUCCUGGUCUCAAUUCUGAUGGGCCAUAACCACGGCCAAUCCCAGCUGAGCUUCCUAUUUACCGCACAUGUUAGAGAGUGGUAUUAAUAAUCAUGUCCAACUUUCUGUCAGAAUGUGCAUUUUUCCCAUAUGUUGAAUUAUUCAUGUGGUGCUCUGAAGAGAAUGCAAUGUAGUUAAAUUUCAACAAGAAAGAGUUUUGUACUUGUGAUGUUUUUGAUGAUAUUUAUUUGCCUUUCAUACAACAGGACUUUUGUAUUUACACUAUGAAAUGCUUAUAUUUGGUUUAUAUGGUAACACACUGAGUAGACAGUGUUGAUAUUCAAGUACUUGCAGUGAUAGCCUCUGCGAUACACUUAUUUGCACAAAUAUAACAGUAUUAUGGAAUGUGCAAACAUCAUACUUUGUUUGUGGAGAGCUGCCCAUGCAUAUCGUCCCUAAUUGCCUUUGUCUGUGCUCUGUCCUCUGAAACAAUUAGGCAUUAAUAAGCGAUUGGGAAAGUUGGCAUUGAAGUUCUUCUGCUUUAUUCUCACAUCAUUGUGUGUGAUGAAUUACUUUGUUUGUGGUGCCGGGCUCGCUGCACAUUUCUUGUGGAACAUCGAAGCAUGUAUUCUCUCGUUCAGCACCAAAUAAAAUGUACAUAUACUGUG
Platichthys flesus (European flounder) is the source of this 4620-nucleotide messenger RNA. RefSeq names its product NELL (neural EGFL like) family member 3 (gene nell3). Lineage: Eukaryota; Metazoa; Chordata; Actinopteri; Pleuronectiformes; Pleuronectidae. The coding region runs from base 303 to 3173 and encodes 956 amino acids. The record is from RefSeq and is a predicted model, not a curated record. Gene Ontology annotation, molecular function: protein binding; calcium ion binding. The transcript has 5 exons.